Psylliodes chrysocephalus is the source of this 312-nucleotide messenger RNA. NCBI's taxonomy places the organism in Eukaryota, Metazoa, Arthropoda, Insecta, Coleoptera, Chrysomelidae. The record is from the annotation of a GenBank genome assembly.
AUGCCAUUACUUUAUGUGGUAUGUGAUAAUACAGCACGUGCUGGCAGAAGAUCACAACCGACGAGAACACCAACGGUUACUAAUGACAACGAAAGACGAGAAGGAGAAACAGAAGAAGUAAUGAUCGAUGAAAUCCGCCAAUAUCAAGAUUUCAGACGUCUGGAGAAUCGAUCAAAAUUAGAAGCUUUCUUCAAGCUGAAUAGAGAAGACCAAGAGGCAAGACGGUAUUUGUAUGCGGAAAUACCAGAACACUAUACUUGGGAUAAUAAAAACUCGAAUGGAAGAGACGAAGGCAAGUUAGUAAACAAUUAG